Molecule: messenger RNA, 5535 nt
Organism: Rhinolophus ferrumequinum (greater horseshoe bat)
Lineage: Eukaryota; Metazoa; Chordata; Mammalia; Chiroptera; Rhinolophidae
Gene: PLEKHM1
Product: pleckstrin homology and RUN domain containing M1
Exons: 12
Coding region: 175-3372 (1065 amino acids)
Source: RefSeq, a predicted model, not a curated record
CAGGAUUGGGUUUAGGCUGUAGAGAGGAGGCUGUGGGGACUGGCUGAGAAGUGCCUAAGAAGAGGUUACUGUUUACUGAUGGCUGGAGUGUUUUGAAAGCAGUGAAGCCCGGUCAUCCAUUUCUUCUUUUAACGUGUCAUGUGAUUUUCCUUGGGAGCUGCUGCAUGAGCGGAAAUGCUCUCAGUGGUGGAGAAUGGACUAGAUCCCCGGGCUGCCAUCCCGGUCAUCAAGAAGAAGCUCGUGGGAUCCGUGAAAGCAUUGCAGAGGCAGUACGUGUCCUCAGACACCGUGGUCACUAGCGAAGACGGAGAUGCCAACACCAUGUGCAGCGCCCUGGAGGCCGUGUUUAUCCACGGCCUGCACGCCAAGCACAUCCGAGCCGAGGCCGGCGGGAAAAGGAAGAAGAGUGCCCACCAGAAGCCUCUGCCUCAGCCUGUCUUCUGGCCCCUCCUGAAAGCUGUCACCCACAAACACACCAUCUCAGAACUGGAGCACCUGAUCUUCGUGAGCACGGACGUGGGCCGCUGCCGGGCCUGGCUGCGGCUGGCCCUCAACGACGGCCUGAUGGAGUGCUACCUGAAGCUGCUCCUCCAGGAGCAGGCCCGACUGUGCGAGUACUAUCAGCCCACCGCCCUGCUUCGAGACGCCGAGGAGGGCGAGUUCCUCCUCAGCUUCCUGCAGGGGCUGACAUCCUUAUCCUUUGAGCUCUCCUAUAAGUCUGCGAUCUUGAACGAGUGGACGCUUACCCCACUGGCCCUCUCUGGGCUUUGCCCCCUCUCUGAGCUCGACCCUCUCGCUCCCUCUGGUACAGAACUGCAGCGGAAGGAGUCUCUGGAUUCCAUUUCCCAUUCCUCAGGCUCGGAAGACAUCGAAGUCCAGCACUCCGGCCAUAAGAUCCGACGGAGCAGGCAGCUCACUGCCUCCUCCCUCAGCCUGGACACGGCCAGUUCGUCCCAGCUGUCCUGCAGCCUAAACUCUGAUAGCUGCCUCCAAGAGAAUGGCUCCAAGAGUCCAGACCGUUCUGAGGAGCCCAUGUCCUACGACUCAGACGUGGGGACAGCAAAUGCCGAUGAUUCAGACCCGUCUCUGCAAGAGGUGUUGUCGGAAUUCAGCAAAGCCCAGGUAAACUGUGUGCCAACCAACGGACUGAGCGAAGACCCGGACAUUCCCACGCUGCAGGCCUCCCCGUCCCUCCACGGCCUCUGCCUGCACGCCAGCACGCACCCACACUUGGCUGUGCCUGCAGAGCCCCCCCCUGCCCAGGCAGCCUCUGGCUCUCGAGACGGUAGCCACCAGCAGGAGCCACUUUCCCAGACACCUGGCACCCUGGGCUUGCAGCAUCUGGGCACUGCCCAGGCUGUCCCUUCAGAGAGCACGUCAGACCAGCAGCCUUCUAGGCCUGUGAGAGAGACGACCAGAGCCGUCGGCCAAGGGAGUGGCUGGCAGAAGCCUUCGGUGGAUGACGGAGCUGUACUGAGCCUUGUGGUUUCCUCACCCAUCAGUCCGAAAAGCAAGAGCUGGAUCUCAGAAGAUGACUUCUACCGGCCUCCCCAGGAACCAGCCACAGAGAGCCCUUCACAUGGCCCCGUAGCUGCUUCCAGAGGGUCUCCAGACGCAAGGCCUGGUCUUCUCGGGCAUUUUUCUCAAGGACCAAGAAAGAGCUCCUCCAUGGGAGCGUUAGACGAGGCUUGUGUGCCUUCUCCAGAAAGCGGGAAAAGCAAGGCAGCCGCGACGCAGGAGCAUAAGAACUUCAGGGUAGUGCACCGCCGGCAGAUGGGACUGUCCAACCCUUUCCGGGGUCUCCUGAAGCUGGGUACAGUGGAGCGGCGGGGGGCAAUGGGCAUCUGGAAGGAACUCUUCUGCGAGCUCUCCCCCCUGGAGUUUCGCCUCUACCUGAGCGGCGAGGAGCGCACCUGUGUGGAGAACUGCUCCCUGCUGCGCUGUGACGCUGUGGGGCCGGCACACAGCGACGGUCGCUUCGAGCUGGUCUUCUCCAGCAAGAAGCUGACCCUGCGUGCGUCCUCCCAGGAUGAGGCGGAGGACUGGCUGGACCGGGUACGGGAGGCCCUGCAGAAGUGCCGGCCCCAGCAGGACGACGAGUGGGUGAACAUCCAGUACCCCGAGCUGCCCGACGAUCCCCCAAAGGCCCCUGAGGAUGGCCUCCCCUCCCAAUCAGACCUGCUCACGGAGCCCGAGACCGUCCAGGGCGUGCAGUUGGAUUGGUCCUUUGCCCAGGUUCCCGAGCCAGAUGCUAUUAAAGAAUCCCUCCUGUACCUGUAUUCGGACAGGACCUGGACUCCCUACAUUUUUUCUCUGUCCUUGGAGUCUCUGAAAUGCUUCCGCGUGAGAAACAACGAAAAGAUGUUAUGCGACAGCCAUGGAGUCGAGACCAUCCGAGACAUCCUGCCAGACACAAGCCUCGGGGGCCCGGCCUUCUUCAAACUCAUCACGGCCAAGGCCAUCCUGAAGCUGCAGGCCGCCAAUGCUGAGGAGGCCGCUCUGUGGAGAGAUCUGGUGCGCAAGGUCCUGGCAUCCUACUUGGAGACGGCCGAGGAGGCAGUGACCCUGGGUGGGAGUCUGGAUGAAAACUGUCAGGAGGUGCUGAAGUUCACCACCGGGGAGAACGGCUUCCUGCUGCAGUACCUGGUGGCCAUCCCCACGGAGAAGGGCCUGGACUCCCAGGGCUGCUUCUGCGCAGGCUGCUCCCGGCAGAUCGGCUUCUCAUUUGUACGACCCAAGCUCUGUGCCUUCUCUGGCCUCUAUUACUGUGACAUCUGCCACCAAGAUGAUGCCUCAGUGAUUCCCGCCAGGAUCAUCCACAACUGGGACCUCACCAAGCGCCCUAUCUGCCGGCAGGCCCUGAAGUUCCUGAUGCAGAUCCGGGCCCAGCCCCUCAUCAACCUGCAGCUGGUGAACGCGUCUCUGUACGAGCACGAGGAGCGGAUGCACCUCAUUGGGCGGUGCCGAGAGCAGCUGAAGCUUUUGGGGGAUUACCUGGGCCUGUGCCGAAGUGGAGCCCUGAAGGAGCUAAGCAAGAGGCUCAACCACAGGAAUUAUCUCUUGGAGUCUCCCCACAAGUACAGUGUCGCUGACCUCCAGCAGAUCGCGGAGGGCGUGUAUGAAGGGUUCCUCAAGGCCCUGAUCGAAUGUGCCUCCCAGCACGUCUAUCAUUGCGACCUGUGUACCCAGCGUGGCUUCAUCUGUCAGAUCUGCCACCACCAGGACAUCAUCUUCCCCUUUGAGUUUGACACCACAGUAAGGUGUGGCGAAUGCAAGACCGUCUUCCACCAGAGCUGCCAGGCCGUGGUGAAAAAGGGCUGCCCCCGCUGUGCCCGCCGGCGCAAGUACCAAGAACAGAACACUCUCACCUAACCCAGCCUCCUGUCCCCACCCCGGAGGUGUGGGGUGAGGAUUCAGCUCAGCCAUCCCAGCUGGCUUUGCCAUCAGCCCUGGCUACAGCUGUCUCCCUUGUCAGAUGUGACCAGAGCACGAGCCGACCAGAGGAAGCCCUUGAUGAUGUCCCUACACCCCCAUAUCUGCUCCAGGAGAUGGGGACACCAACAGAUGCCCCCUGUUUGAGAUCCUGGGGGAGGGGGCUUUGCACUAAUCAGCCCCAGCCCACCUCACUGGCACGGCGCCUCCUUCAGGGCUCUUCACACACUGUGGAAACAAGACUUGGGGCGCAUUCUCAAUUCCACGUUCCUAAAAGGUCUAGUUUUUUAAGGUGGGUUUUUUUCCCUUCACAUUUGAACAGAAAAUAUAUUUUUAUUCUGAACCCUACACAAGUCACGUAAAAAAUCCAGGCAUUCUCAUCUGAGCAAAUGUGCAGGAACCGCUCAGGCCUGGUGUGCAGGCGGCUGGGCGGCUGGGUGAGCGGACCACCCCUGGGACAGAGCUCGUCUGCUGGACCCAGUGCCUUUCCUUCACCCUCACCAGGCGCUUGCUGCCAACAGCUCAAGUGCAACGUGCCAAACUGCCCAUGGGGCCAGGCGUGGUCGGCCCUGAUCACCCUGCUUCCUCUCCCUCUGUCUACUGCCUGCCCCCAUCAUCCCCCCCUGAAAACCCCGUCACCUUUCUCAGAGCCCCCGGCUCUUCUGUAGCCUGGAUCUUGGUCGCUGCAGGAGAAAGGGAAUGACUUGGAACCAGCACUGUCAGCACUUUGCGCCUUCCUUGGUCCAGGGAAGGGUCGUCAUCUUGCCCUCUCCUGAGCCCCGUGCCCCCCACUCCUGCCACACACAAGCAUCCAUGUCUGGGUGGGGGAUGCUGCUGCAGAUCUCGGGGGACCCACCGCCACCUGAGGACCCCUGGGACAGAGAUCUACAGGACAGAGGUAGGCUGGGCCCACAGGGCAGCGAGCCCAGGCAGGGGACAGCCUCUGCACCCUGACUGCCAGGCCCCACACUGGAGCAGUGACCCUGUCCUUCCACCAAGAGUGCCAGCCCUGUUGCUGAGAUGUGCAGGGACCUGUGGGAGAAGCCACCUCACGGAAGGAUGCUUCAUCCCCGUUUACAAAGCCAUGAAUUCACACCGCUUUGCUGGACUGGCCCAGGAGGGUCAUUGCCAGAGACUGGACAAUUUCAUUGGAGCACCAUUGCCUUUUGAAGGGGUCUUGGAGUGCGGUGGGAUCCUGGAAUUGUUUUCAAAGUGAUAUUUAGACCCUUGGGGUUUGGGGGGCAUGAUUUCUCUGCUGCCUUCCCCCACCAUUCCUGGGCCCAGUGGGCCUCCCCCUCAGCCCUGGGGUCCUCUGUCCAUCCUCUCUGCACUCAGCUUGGAUCGGGGGCCUCAGGUGCAGAUCUGCCUGUCCCUGUCAAGAGAUGAACCUACUCUCACCUCUCCCUUGGGGUGAUUUGGCUGCUGAGUCACCUGCGCAGCCCUGUGGAGCUGGGUAAAUUGUGCAAUAGAACAGAAGGUGCUAGGCAGGUGGCGCUGGGGAAAGGGCUGCCACACCGCCUCUCUGUCCCCUCACAGAAGGUGGUGCACACCUGGGCGCAGUACAGCAAAGCCUCCGGUACUGGAAAGUGGAUUCUUACCUCCAUCCCACCCCCUGACAGCAGCAUUAAUGCUCUACCUGAAAGAGCGUCAUGAGAGCCGGAAUUGCCCCAUAUCUCUGAGUGGGCAGGAACCCAGGAUGGGGUGGGCAGUGCCACCUUAGCCUGGCCCUGUGUCCUCGGGCCUGUGAAUAUAUCCUACAUUCCGGAAGGAAGCCUAGGAGGCAGCAGGCCUGAGGCCCUGUAGGCGCCGCCCUCAGCCCACCCCAGCCCUGCUCUCCCAGAGACGAGUAGCAUUACAGCUAACCCUCCGCAUUACCAGAAGCUGCUGCUGACGCUUUCAGAUGAGCGACUUGAACCUCCUCACCUCCAAUGGAAAGCUCAUGUGAACCUCAGUAGUUCAGAUCGUAUUUUUAAAAUGUCAUGUUAUUCAAUAAAGUGUUUGCAGUGAGGGGCCCGGAUCCUGAGAAGUGCUUUGCAACGUACUGAAGGAACUGCUGUUGGGUGAUUUUUGAAUGAUUGUACAGUAAAGACCUGAUCUUUCUAA